Molecule: messenger RNA, 824 nt
Organism: Tinamus guttatus (white-throated tinamou)
Lineage: Eukaryota; Metazoa; Chordata; Aves; Tinamiformes; Tinamidae
Source: RefSeq, a predicted model, not a curated record
AUGCCCUUUGGGACUGUGAAGAGCGGCCCAUUCUGUUCGGGAAAGCCCCCAGAUGCUCGUUUCACCCCUGGAAAACCUAGCGGGAAGCGUCCCCAGAGGAGCGGGACAAGCCGGGAUGAGGCGGCGUCACGAGCGCGCGCCAGGGCCGGCCCCCCGCAGGGCCCCGGGAGCGCGCAGCUCUCCGAGGGCGGCUGCAUCCCCCGGGCGCUGCCUCCAAACCUCCUCCCGGCCUCACUGACACGAGCCCCGCGGAGUGGCCGGCGGGACGGGGCGCUCGCUCGGAGCUCGAGGCCGCGGCGGGAUCUCAGCGCUGCCGGCUUGUAUUUGAACUUUGCAAAAGAUAAUAAACUAGCUUCAUUCUUACAGGCAUAUGAUCAACAUCUAAAUAUGAUUUUGGGGGAUGUGGAAGAAACUGUAACAACAAUAGAGAUUGAUGAAGAAACAUAUGAAGAAAUUUAUAAAUCUACCAAAAGGAAUAUUCCGAUGCUCUUUGUCAGAGGUGACGGCGUUGUGCUUGUAGCUCCCCCGUUGAGGGUUGGCUGAAACUACAAAGGAUUUAACCUUGUUGGAAGGUUUCAGGCUUUUGGACAGUGGUUCCUGUUUCGAUCACGCAUCUCAAAAUUCUAUGUACAUUUUUAUAGAAAGUUUUUGUCAUUUUGGGCAGGGGAGGGAAGGGCAGGGGAGCCAACUUGCUUUACUGGAAGUACAUGUAAUCAGUUGAAGUGGCAUAAAACAACCUGGUUUUCCCAGAAUUAAUGUAACUGCUGUAAGUCAGUUGUAUGUCACAUCAGUAAAAGAAUCUUUCGAUUUUGCAAUCUUGGCAA